This is a messenger RNA of Drosophila ficusphila, 1213 nucleotides long. RefSeq lists its product as uncharacterized. The record is from RefSeq and is a predicted model, not a curated record. NCBI's taxonomy places the organism in Eukaryota, Metazoa, Arthropoda, Insecta, Diptera, Drosophilidae. Bases 477 to 1118 code for a protein of 213 amino acids. The transcript has 3 exons.
ACACUGCAAACGCUCUCCGAGUCGUCGAAUAAGUUGUUCGGUUGUUGGGUUGUUCGGAAAAAGUUCAGGUCCACCGCGAGAAACGUGAAACUCAGAAACCGAAAUACGUAUUUUGAGUCAUUUUACCGAGUGGCUAUGCAAAUUAAAUUGCGGCUCUCCCAAAUCAAAAAGGCCAACAGGUCGCCUCCCGACUAAAAUAAACACAAUUUUCAAAUGAAACGGGUACAACGCAAGCAACGAAAUAACUACUUAACCGGUUUGAAAAUCGUCGCACAUUUUUCUUGUCCAAAUAUUUAAAUUGCAGUGGAUAAAAUUAUCAUCACUCACACGUACAUAUAUAAAUUCAAAAUAUAUGUAAGCUGUGUGAACUUGUGUGUGGUUCGUCAAAAAAUAAAUAGUUUCGACCAAGGAAACUAAAGAAAUAAAAACAAAGCCAGACGCAGACAUAACUGUGAAAAUAAACCAACCAGACAGCCAUGGGAUAUUCCAUUAAGAACUGCGAAACUGGUGAGCUGGAGUACUUCUACACAGAUACCGUGCGCGUAAAGAGACCCACCUACGAUGAGGAAACCGGCGAGCCGAUCCACGACCAGGUCACGAAGAUGCGCUUUCGGAAACACACCAACUUCCACGUACCCAAGCACUUCCUGCGUGGAACCAUCUGCGAUGAGAUUGACGACGAGCUGGCCAACACUGUGAGACACGGAGCGGCCGCCGUGAUUCCCAAAAAGGCUCCCAGGAAGGCAACUCCAGGAUACGAAAGCGAGGACUUCUGCCAAAUGGAUGGCGUAAGCAGCAACAUCAUUCUGGGGUACAAUCGACACCAGUACCUGCUGUUCCUGGUGCCCACGCUCUUCUGCUACAACUUCUUCAUCGGGGCUGCCUUGGCCCUAAUCGAGAUCUUCCUGCAUAUGUUUUCGCACCACAAGAACAGCCUCACGAUGCAGAAGGGCCUGUAUUUCCGGAGUCCGCUCCACGUGCUCUCCUCGCAGUUCUGCGCCACUUGCCGCACGGAAUGCGACAGCAAAUACAACCGCAUCUUCGACAUCCUCAACAAACAGAUGCGCAACUCACAUCGCUCGGCGACCCUUAAGAACAUGGCCAAGGCGAUUGGCUAAGCCGGGAGGGAUUCGAUACGGUCUAUAUAUUUUAACAACAGAAAUGUUCUUGUCACACGAUCAACAAAAAAUAAAUGCACUCGUUUAUCACUCAA